This is a messenger RNA of Culex pipiens pallens (northern house mosquito), 7555 nucleotides long. RefSeq lists its product as uncharacterized. The transcript is spliced from 11 exons. NCBI's taxonomy places the organism in Eukaryota, Metazoa, Arthropoda, Insecta, Diptera, Culicidae. The coding region runs from base 153 to 7406 and encodes 2417 amino acids. The record is from RefSeq and is a predicted model, not a curated record. Gene Ontology annotation, molecular function: chitin binding. Gene Ontology annotation, cellular component: extracellular region.
AUCUACGAUUCAGCUGAUAUCCUUACGGUCUAUAUAAAGUGCUAUUUGGUGUUGCAGAUUGUCAGUGUUGAAAUAAGUGCUACGAACGAAACAAACGAAGAAGCUACUAGUGGGCAGCAGCUCGAAUUCUACAAGAUCUUCAGGAAUACACUAUGAAAGUAUUCAUCGCGACCCUUCCACUGUUGUUCGCAUUGGGAACGUUCGCGAAUCCAACGUUCCGCUAUGAAGAUGGAGUGGUGAAUCCCCAGUGUCCCUCGGUGGAUGAUCCGAGGAAUCCGAUACAUCUGCCGCACCCGACCGAUUGUGGCAGGUUCUUGAAGUGCUUCAAUGGUCGUGCCUUCACGAUCCCUUGCCCACCAGGCGAACAGUUUGGGGUGAGGAUCCAGCGUUGCGAUUAUCCGCAGAUUGCCCAGUGUCGUACGGUGCUGGCACAACCUCAACCGGCCCAGUUCCGCUUCGAAGAGGGAAUUCCAAACGCAGCAUGCCCUCGUACCGACGAUCCAAUGCGGCCAAUUCACCUGCGGCAUCCGACCAGCUGUCGCAAGUUCAUGAAAUGCUUCAGCGGUAAAACGUUCGAGCUGGAUUGUCCACCCGGACAAGAAUGGGCAGCGGCACUGAACCGAUGCGACUAUCCGUCGGUCGCAAUGUGUAGCCUUGCCCAGCGUUCCCGCGUCGAAGAAGAACCAGCCCAGCAAGGCACCGCCAACGAAGCUGUUGAAGAAGUCAAGGAAGAGCAGCCUGUGGAAGUCGUCGAGGAAGUCAAGGAAGAGCAGCCUGUGGAAGUCAUCGAGGAAACUGAAGCUGAACCCGAAGGAGUUCAAGAAAAAAGAGCCAAAAUUCUUCCAAUGAAAGCCGAAUUUGUCUACAGUGCCGGCAUUCCCAACCAUUUGUGCCCCCUCAAGGAUGACCCGUUCCGUCCAGUUCAUCUACCUCACGAUUUCGAUUGCUCCAAGUUCCAGAAGUGCUUCGAUGGUCGGGCUUACGUCAUCAGCUGUCCACCUGGUCAGCAGUACGGACCCAGGAUCAACCGCUGUGAUUAUCCCCAAUUUGCCCAGUGUUCUCUGCCCAAGAAGAAGCACCUGCCAAAAAGCCUCAGCAAGGCUCGCUCUAAGGUUCCGGAUGAUUACUACUACGACGAUUACAACUACGAUUCCGACGGUGACUUCCCCCUGGACUCAACCGAGUGGACCGAAGAUCAACGGGAAAUGAUUCUCGGAAUCAGCGACAUUCGGUGCCCCAAGGAGGACGACGAGGACAGCCCGGUGCAUCUGGUCCAUCCGAAGGACUGCGGAAAGUUCUACAAGUGUUACAACGGUCGCGCUUAUCUUAUCAUGUGUCCUCCGGGCCAACACUGGAGCGUUCGAUUCGAUCGUUGCGAAUAUCCUAAGGUGGCGAAAUGCACCAUUCUACCCCGAGCAAUGGGCAACCUCCGGAUAGUCGCAGCGGUUGCUCUGGGCGUUAAAAUCCAACCCACGAGGGCAGUCCAUUUCGAAGGCUCGACCACCGUAGCACUUCAGGAACUUUUGGCAGUUUCCGCGGACGGGGAAGUGCAUCGGAUUUUUCGGGUCAUCGUUCCGGGGACACCUGACAUCGACUACGCCUGGGACUACCACGUACGUCUCCUCUCCGGCGUACUGAUGAUAUUGGGGCUGUUGAUACUGUUGCUGGGGUUGUUGGUAGGGUUGUGGUUGCUGGUAAGCUGGUCGCUCUACUUGCUGGAACUGGGGACCGCUUGGAAGCUCAACUGGCCAGCUGGGCUGAGGAAGUGGCUGGGUCUGAGGACGUUGGGGAACGUUCUGAAUUGGAGCAGCGUUGUACAUGGGUGGUUGCUGCGGCAUCUGAGAAGGCACAGUUUGCUGCUCGGCAUUGUUUCCGGGCUGCUGAUAAGCGUUCUGCUGCCACGCUUGAUAGCUCAGUUGUGGUUCCGGCUGGGACCAUUUGAAGCUGCAACGGGCCAGCUCUGGGUAGUCGCACCGGUUAACCUGGAUUCCGAACUCCAGUCCGGCGGGGCAUUCAUGCUCGUAGGCACGGCCUCCGUAGCACUUCAUGAACUUGCGGCAAUCGCCGUUGACGGGCAGAUGGGUUGGGUUGAUCGGGUCAUCCAUACGCGGGCAACGGGUAUCGACGACUCCUGGCACAAUCCUGUAACCGUCCGGGCUCAUCUGCUGCUGCUGCUGGGGCCACUGCAUCUGCUGUUGCCACUGUUGCUGCUCCCACUGCUGUUGUUGCCACUGGGGCUGGUAGUAUUGCGGGACGGCGGCAACGCCAGCCGCAGCAAUUACGAAACACAGAGCGACGACUGCCCAAUGUACGCUUCCGCUUUCGUCCUGUACUGGAGCACCUCCAGCUCCCGCCACCACCACUACCACAACGCCAGCUCCAAUUGUGCCAACAACUACUACAACAACUCCAGCACCAGUAACGACAACAACUCCGGUGCCAACGACAACAACUCCUGUGCCAACCACAACGACUCCGGUUAUACCGGAAGCACCCACUCCAGCCCCGACCGCAGCACCCACAACAACGACUCCAGCGCCCACUCCCGCUCCCACCCCAGCACCGACGACAACAACUCAGGCGCCCACAACCUUGGCUCCGACGACGACUCCCAUCAUUCCGGAAGCCCCCACCCCUACUCCGGUGAUUCCGGAAGCUCCAACUCCGGGAACCACCACGGUAGCCUCGACCACCACCGUAGCAGGCCCUGUUACCACACCGGAUGCCGCGGUUCCAACGGUGGAAACCGUCCCGCCACCAACGGUCGAAACCGUCGCAUACUAGACUCGACCCUUCCAAAUCCAUCAACUCCGCAAACAACUAAAUUGACGAUAUUUCUGGCCGCUUGCGUGAUUCUUGUGCUUGGUCGUUCCUCAACACGCGCCAAAAGUGAUGACAACCCUGCGCUGGGAGGCGCUCCUCAGCUGGAGUUUUUGUUCAAUUUGAUGAUGCGACUACGCUGUCCAGAUGACCAAAAAUGGAACAACGUGCUAAAACUGUGCAUCGUCGUACCAACGGCACCGACGCAGGGCACCACCUGGACGGCUCCAACCGCCCCCACGGAGUCAAACACAGUGCAUAGAAUUCGUCGCGUAGUGAAGUUCAUUACACGGGAGUUCACAGUGGAAGCAGUUAUGGUCAUCAAGUGGGUGUUGGGCGUGUUCGCCUUCACAGUCGGUUUGCAGAACGUGGCCGAGUCGGCGGGAAUUUGUGGAACGGCUGCUAUUCGACGGCACUGGUCCGAUUGUCGAAAGUUUGUCGAGUGUGGCGAGGAUGCCACCGUGGUGUUCCAGUGUCCGGAGCGGAGCUUCUUCAACCCUGUUACGUUGGUGUGUGAUUUCGCCAUGUACCAUGAGUGCGUGGUAGAAGAUAAUGCAGACAUCGGAUUCUUGACAACGCGUAAUCUAUUAGAAGCCAAGCCUGGUCAACUGGUUAUGGACGGUAGAUGUAACGAGCUACGGUUGGGUGCCAAGUUUGUGAAUCCUGAAGAUUGCAGUCAGUUUUAUCACUGUUCGCCAUCUGGACCAAUGCUUUUCGAUUGCCCUGCCAAUUUGUUGUUCAAUUCAAGAUUAAAUGUCUGCGAUUGGCCACAGAAUGUAGAGGAUUGCAGUGGACCAGGACCAGGACCAGGGCCGGGUCCUGGACCCGGUCCGGAUCCAGAAGAAUGCAAGGACCUCUGUAUCCCUGAUACGCGCUGUUCAAAGGACUGUCACCUAAACAUCAUCUUCCUGCCUCAUCCCGGUUCAUGUAGUUCUUAUUUGGCAUGUACAAAUAACGGAUUUGCGUGUCAUAGAGAUUGCCCAACUGGAUUAUACUGGAGCAACUGGCUUCAGCGUUGUGUACCGCGUUAUGAGUCCGAAUGCGAAGACCCGUUACCACUGCCGUGCCCUGACUGUGAAUGGGAUUAUCGCUGCCCGCCAGACGACGACCCAGACUAUCCCAUCCUACUGCCACAUCCUGAUCGAUGCGACGCCUUCUUGAAGUGUCACAUAGGUAAAGCUUGCGUGAUCGAUUGUCCAUACGACACGAAUUUCAACCAAAUUACGGGACAGUGCGAACCUGGCGAAUGUGUAACGACUCCACCACCAGUAGCAACUACGCCAGAAGAACCAACAACAGAAACAACACCAACAACAACACCAACAACAACACCAACGACAACUCCAACAACAACUCCGACAACCACACCAACAACAACACCGACAACAACCCCAACAACCACACCGACUACAACUCCGACAACCACACCAACAACCACACCGACUACAACUCCGACAACCACACCAACAACAACUCCAACAACAACCCCAACAACCACACCAACAACAACUCCAACAACUACUCCAACAACCACACCAACAACUACUCCGACAACCACACCAACAACUACUCCGACAACCACGCCAACAACAACUCCGACAACCACACCAACAACUACUCCGACAACCACGCCAACAACAACUCCGACAACCACACCAACAACAACUCCAACAACAACCCCAACAACCACACCAACAACAACUCCAACAACCACACCAACAACAACACCAACAACGCCAGGACCAGAUUGUCCUGUCUGUCCACCCAGAGUUUGCAAGCCCGACAAGAGGUGCCCAACAGAUCCAUGCCUUCAAUGUGACCCGGUUCUGUUGCCACACCCUGACUAUUGUGAAAUGUUCCUCAAGUGUACCCACGGAUUUGCCUGUGAAAUGAAGUGCCCUGCUGGACUUCACUGGAGCACCGCUGCAAAUCGCUGCGAUUGGCCAUUCCUGGGUGACUGUGCCACUGGCGACGUUCCCACGAUUCCACCACCAGCCGACUGCCCGCUCGAUUACCGGUGUCCUGCGUUCGAUAACCCCUGGGAUCCGACCAUGUUGCCACAUCCGGAUGACUGUACCAAGUUUAUCAAGUGUGACAAUAAGCGAGGAUGCGUGAGGAGCUGUCCCGAGGGUCUUCACUGGAGUGUUGCCCACAAUCGUUGUGAGUGGCCGAACGUUGCUGGAUGUGAUCCGGACAUUCCCAUCCCAGAUCCCGAGUGUCCGAUUUGUCCCUGCACGCCCUGUCGGAUGAGAAGAGAUCAACAUCCCUGUGUCGAUAAUAGUGUCUGCAAGCGAAGCGUUUUCACCAGUCUAAGUCUUCCGUACGAGCAGGACUUCACCCGGUUUUACGAAUGUCUGAACGGUAAGGCAUGUCUACUGGACUGCCCUCAAGGAUCACGGUUCAACCGGAUGCGACAACGUUGUGAAGAUGUUUCGAAAGCAGCGGCGAAGAAGCUGCGUACAGUUCGUCGCGUAGUGUUUGUGAUAAAGCAUAGGAUUAAACGUACAGUGAAGGCAGUGAUGGUCAUUAAGUGGGUGUUGGGCGUGCUCGCCUUCACCGUUGGUUUGCAGCAUGGGGUCGAGUCAGCGGGAAUCUGUGGAACGGCCGCUAUCCGACCACACUGGUCCGACUGCCGGAAGUUCAUCGAGUGUGGCGAGGAGACCACCGUGGUAUUCCAAUGUCCGGAGCGGAGCUUCUUCAAUCCCGUGACGUUGGUGUGCGAUUAUGCGAUGUACCACGAGUGCCACGAAGAGGACAGUGCCGACAUCGGAUUCUACGCAACGCGUAAUUUCAUGGAAGCCAUGCCAGGCCUGCUAAUUUCGGACGAUACCUGCAAUCAACUUCCGUUGGGGGCCAAGUUUGUGAACCCGGAAGACUGCAGUCAGUUCUAUCACUGUUCGCCGUCUGGACCCGUGCUGUUCCAGUGUCCUGGAAAUUUGCUGUUCGAUUCGCGAACAAAUGUCUGCAAUUGGCCGCAGAAAGUGGAAGAUUGCAGUGGUAUUACUCCGGGACCAACUCCAAAUCCAACUCCAGGUGAAGGAAUAGGUGAAUGUGCGCCCAACUGUAUUCCUGAUGGUCGUUGUCCGAAUGGCUGCCUCCUUGACUUUAUAUUCCUGCCUUAUCCUGGUUCAUGCAGCUUAUAUCUUGCUUGUGAAGAUGGAUGUGCAUGCAUUAGACAGUGUGAAAAUGGCUUGUACUGGAGUGACCGGCUACAACGAUGCGUACCUCGUUAUGAGUCCGAGUGCGAAGACCCAAUUCCCCUGCCAUGUCCCGAAUGUGAAGAAAAUCCUGCAUGCCCGGAUGUAGACGACCCAGACCUCCCAACCAUUCUACCGCUUCCUGAUCGGUGUGAUGGCUACCUGAAGUGUCGCGAAGGUUAUGCUUGUUUGGUAGAAUGCCCAUAUGGCUUGAAUUUCAACCAGGAAACUGGACAGUGUGAAGAUGGCCCAUGUGUAACAACGCCGCCGAUUAUUACUACUCCGUCAGAACCAACACCAGAUCCAACAACUACAACACCAGAGUUAACAACAACAACACCAGAGUUAACAACAACAACUCCAGAUCCAACAACAACAACACCAGAGUUAAUAACAACAACACCAGAUGCAACAACAACAACACCAGAUCCAACAACAACAACACCAGAUCCAACAACAACAACACCAGAUCCAACAACAACAACACAAGAGUUAACAACAACAACUCCAGAUCCAACAACAACAACACCAGAGUUAAUAACAACAACACCAGAUCCAACAACAACAACACCAGAUCCAACAACAACCGCCCCAGAUCCAACAACAACACCAUAUCCAACUACAACAACACCAGAUCCAACAACAACAACAAUAACCCCACCAACACCAACAACAAUAACAACACCACCACCACCCACGGAUUGUCCCGUCUGUCCACCUGGAGUUUGCAAGCCCGACGACAGGUGUCCAAUGGAUCCAUGCCUUCAAUGCGACCCGGUUCUGUUGCCACACCCUGAUUACUGCGAAAUGUUCCUUAAGUGUACCCACGGCUAUGCCUGUGAAAUGAAGUGCCCUGCUGGACUUCACUGGAGCACCGCUGCAAAUCGCUGCGAUUGGCCAUUCCUGGGUGACUGUGCCACUGGCGACGUUCCCACGAUUCCACCACCAGCCGACUGCCCGCUCGAUUACCGGUGUCCUGCGUUCGAUAACCCCUGGGAUCCGACCAUGUUGCCACAUCCGGAUGACUGUACCAAGUUUAUCAAGUGUGACAAUAAGCGAGGAUGCGUGAGGAGCUGUCCCGAGGGUCUUCACUGGAGUGUUGCCCACAAUCGUUGUGAGUGGCCGAACGUUGCUGGAUGUGAUCCGGACAUUCCCAUCCCAGAUCCCGAGUGUCCGAUUUGUCCCUGCACGCCUUGUCGGAUGAGAGGAGAUCGACAUCCCUGUGUCGAUAAUAGUGUCUGCAAGCGAAACACGUUGAGCAGUCUCAGUCUUCCGUACGUGCAGGACUACACUCGAUUCUAUGAAUGUCUCGGUGGCAAGGCCUGUCUGCUGGACUGUCCACGAGGAACACGAUUCAACCAAAUGCGACAACGUUGUGAAGAUUUUUAAUACAUGAGUUAUUAAAAACAGUUCUACAACAAGCUUGACUUUUAAUUUUUAUUUUAUAUUAUACAAAAACAUCAAACUAGAUUUGUUGAGAGUUACAGUUACACGUGAAUUAUAUGUUUUUCAUAAUAAAUUUAUUCAAUCAAGUGCAA